Molecule: messenger RNA, 3613 nt
Organism: Oncorhynchus masou masou (cherry salmon)
Lineage: Eukaryota; Metazoa; Chordata; Actinopteri; Salmoniformes; Salmonidae
Product: cyclic nucleotide-gated channel cone photoreceptor subunit alpha-like
Exons: 8
Coding region: 368-2497 (709 amino acids)
Biological process (GO): monoatomic cation transmembrane transport; intracellular calcium ion homeostasis
Cellular component (GO): plasma membrane; intracellular cyclic nucleotide activated cation channel complex
Molecular function (GO): ryanodine-sensitive calcium-release channel activity; intracellularly cAMP-activated cation channel activity; cGMP binding
Source: RefSeq, a predicted model, not a curated record
UUUAAAAAAGCCAGAUAGUUUGCCUGUUGAAUAUUGAUGACUUGGAGCACCGAGAGGCUCCGCCCUCCCAGACAGCUCAGUGAUCUCCUAUUAGCGCGCUGUCCGUGAUGGUGAAAGCUGUUCUGAAAGUCACUCACUAAAUUCUCUACUAUUUGGAUUACAAAUUGGGAUUAUGAUUUUCUUUCCUCACAGGACAACAACUAACGACCAAACGACGUAGGAUUACAAUUAUUGCUGAAAAAUGGAAUUAUCCAAUGUCAAUUUGUGAGGAAUGAUGUGCAACACAGCGUGAGGAGAGGACCAGGCUACAUUCAGUGUCUUGUUGGAUGGCUGGAGCCCCCUGGUCAGCAGAACCUUAGGAGUCAGCAUGGCAAAGAUCUGCACAGACCAGUCCUACCCGGCAACGACCCGGCAACGGCCAUCUCUCUGCACGCCAAAUGACAAUCUGGACUCCAUUGAGAACGGAACCCCAAGGUCCAACUCGGAGGACACCUCGUCAGAGAUUCAGAGUUCUGGCUCCGUGUCAACCAUCAGACACCCAGAGUCUCACAGAGACACAGGGUCAGGAGCCCUGGCCAGGAUGCACCGCGAGGUGGAGAGACCGGACUCCUUCCUGGAGCGCUUCAGGACCCCUGAGCUCAAAGAGGCCUCCAGCAGAGAGAGCAACACACGGUCACUGGGAUACCCUAUAGACAGAGUCCACAAGAGGAACAAAAAAGAUGACAAGAAGGACGAAAUAAAGAAAGAGGAAAAAAAACAGGAAGCGCAAGAAGAUGAGAAGAAAGAGGAGGAGAAAGAGGAGAAGAAAGAGGAGGAGAAGGAGGAGAAGAAAGAGGAGGAGCCUAAGAAGGAGGAGCCUAAGAAGGAGGAGCCUAAGAAGGAGGAGAAGAAGAAGGAGGAGCCCCCGAAAGAGAUUUGGAUCAUGGACCCAUCAACAGACAAAUACUACACAUGGCUCACCAUCAUAGCAGCACCAUGUUUCUACAACCUGAUGAUGCUUGUGACCAGGGCAUGUUUUAACGAACUCCAGAACACUUACACAAUGCUGUGGAUUGUCCUGGACUACACCUCAGACUUAGUUUACUACGCAGACACAUUCGUCAGGUCUAGAACAGGUUAUUUGGAACAGGGGCUGCUUGUGAAAGACAAACAAAAGCUUCUAGACAAAUACAGACAAACGGAACAGUUCAAAUGGGACAUAAUUUCAAUGAUACCCACAGACCUGCUUUUUCUGAAAGUGGGCAUCAACAACCCCGAGUUCAGACUGAACCGGCUUGCAAAGAUGAACCGCCUCUUUGAGUACUUUGACCGCACAGAAACCAGAACCAGCUUCCCCAACGUUUUCCGAAUCAGCAACCUGGUACUUUACAUCCUGAUCAUCAUCCACUGGAACGCCUGCAUCUUCUUCGCCAUCUCCAAGAUCAUCGGGUUUGGGUCCGACACCUGGGUGUACCCAAACAUCAGCCACCCUGAGCACGGCCGCCUUUCCAGAAAGUACAUCUACUGUCUCUAUUGGUCGACCCUGACCCUGACCACCAUCGGAGAAACCCCGCCCCCCGUCAGGGACUUUGAGUACCUCUUCGUGGUCGCCGACUUCCUCAUCGGUGUGCUGAUUUUCGCCACCAUUGUCGGUAAUGUUGGCGCCAUGAUCUCCAACAUGAACAAAAACCGUGCGGACUUCCAGGCUAAGAUCGACUCCAUCAAGCAAUACAUGCAGUUCCGUAAGGUCUCCAAGGAUCUGGAGGCCAGGGUCAUCAAGUGGUUCGACUACCUCUGGACGGAGAAGAAGACCUGCGAUGAGAAGGAGGUGCUGAAGAACCUGCCGGACAAGCUAAAGGCCGAGAUUGCCAUUGACGUCCAUCUGGAUACCCUGAAGAAAGUGAAAAUCUUCCAGGAAUGCGAGGCUGGGCUGCUUAUUGAGUUGGUGAUGAAGCUGCAGCCUCAGGUGUUCUCCCCAGGAGAUUACAUCUGUAAGAAGGGAGACAUCGGCAGAGAGAUGUACAUCAUUAAGGAAGGGAAGCUCGCUGUGGUUGCGGAAGACGGGGUGACACAGUGGUGUGUGCUCAGCGACGGAGCGUACUUUGGAGAUAUCAGUAUCCUAGGCAUCAAGGGUUCCAAAGCUGGUAACAGGAGAACGGCCAACAUCAGGAGCGUGGGUUACUCUGACCUCUUCGCUCUGUCGAAAGAUGAUCUCAUGGAGGCUCUCACCGAGUAUCCCGAAGCCAAGAAGAUCCUGGAAGAGAAGGGAAAGGCUACGCUGAUGAAGGACAACAUGAUCGAUGAGGAAAUCGCUAAUGCAGGUGCCGACCCCAAGGACAUGGAGGAGAAGAUCCUCAGGCUGGAGAGCAAUAUGGAAAUCAUGACGUCCAAGUUGGCCAAGAUCAUGGCUGAGUUCACAUCCGGCCAGGGCAAGAUUAAACAGAGGAUCACCGACAUGGAGUCAACAGUCAAGUCAGUCCGGCCCGAGGAUAUAUCUGAGGUGGUGGCCGACAAGUAGACCAAAUAGGCACACGACACAAUGUAUUUACCCAGAGACUUAAGGAACCUUUCACACUGAGCAAUGCAGAGUAAAAGGACGAAGCCAACUCAACGCGUUUCAAUAGGGAAGGUGCGUCGGAGUGGUAGAGGUGAAGGCGUACCAGGGUGCGUGAAGUUGUACAAAACGUGGCAUUCCUCAGUUACCUUCUGUGUUGGAUGUGUUGCCAGUGUGUGUGAGCCCUUACAGUUAACACAGAGAUGUUCUUUUUGGUUUUCAAAAAACAAUACAUAAAACGGUAGAUAGUUUGAUACUUUUUGACUGUUCGUAUUUAUACAUCAUAUGUACAUUAUCAACCGCUUAUUAUGUACCUUCCUAUUGAGUAAAAAUGCACCUCUAAAUAUGUGUCAAAUGUCAAUAUGUUCAUAUCCAGUGUAUGGAUACAGUUUUCCAUAUGCAGUGACUGAGAAGUUACAGACUUGUGCGUCUCCAAAAUCAGAAUCGUGGAACUGGUUUCGAGACACUCGUUGGGGCAGUAAGAGAGCCGGGUCGAUUCAAUUCCAGUCCAUUCAGAGAUUGUACACCCACAUUUCUAUUUCAAUACUCUUCAAUGCUUUACAAUUAGUAAAAUGUUGAAUUGUAAUCGUAAUUUGGUUUACUUUCUGAAUUGAAAUGGAAUCGACCCCAACCCUGGUAAAGAGACAAACUCUUUGUACAGGACAAUUUCAUAAUAUAGCCUUUAGUGGUUUUGGAAAUGUAUUCUUUAUUUUUCAAAUGUUUUGAGUCGAGUUGAAUGAAGUGCUUCACAAAGAAUAUUAUAAUUUAGUAUUAUUGGUCAUCUGUCAAUGUGUAUGAAUGAAACAUAUUCUAAUUGAUUCUAUUUCUAUGGCGACUACAGUCCACAACAGUGUAUUUUACAACGGAGGUUAUUAUCUCAUUUGAUAACUUCUGAUUUACAAUUUAAGUUAUGUAAACUUGACCAAAACAUUAGUGUACCUCAAAUAUGCACAAAUCACAAGACCAGACUGUCAUCAAAAACGUGCAUUUGAUCUGCCGUGAUCUACAAUAUAAACAUGAAAUGUGCAAUGGUAUGUAUUAGCAAGUGUUCAAUUCCAACCAAAAGAUUAAAUGAAUAAU